AUGAGUACUUAUGGUUUAAUAUUGUCUCUUUUGUAUGUUUGGAGCAAAGACAGCUUUAGCAUUUGGUGUCUAUUUAGCCUUUUGGUUAUAAAUUAAAACAGUCAAAGGUGUAUUUUCUAUGGUAUGCAUGAGCUUUUUAUCAUCAUUUAUCAAGUGCAACAGAUUUCAUGGAAUCCAACAACUCUAUCAUCAGUGGUGGGUUUCCUUUAAGAAUAAUCAAUGAUCGUGUUUUGAUUGUUCAAAUAUUGAUAAUAAUUUUUCUUGCCAUCAAUCUUUUUUUAGUUUCCACUUUUUUCAGAAAGGAUGUCUUUUAUACAACCAUGCGUUAUGUCCUGUUUGCUGUGACUCUGCUGUCUGAUUGUCUGUUUUUAGUAAUGACAAACGCUCUGCUGACACUGAACUAUUUUGGUAUCACCCUACAGAUGUGGUUGUGCUCUAUUCUGUGCUUUAUUGUGUCUGUUUACACAUUUGUCACACCUGUCACCCUCACAGCAAUGACACUGGAGCGCUAUGUGGCCAUAUGCAUGCCCCUGCGGCACGCAGAGCUCUGCAGCAUUCAAGGGGUUCUACAGCUCAUGCUCAUCAUUCACUGCAUCAGCGCUGUUCCCGUCACUGUUACACUCUCCAUUUUCUCUGCCAUUAUGGCUCCAACCUUGUACACCAAGAAUAGUGUUUGUUCUGUGGAGAUGUUUUUAUUGUCCGACUGGCAGGGUCACAUAAGAUCAGCUAUAGGUCAGCUUUACUUCUUGAUGAUGUUCUCAGUCAUUGUUUUCUGCUAUGUCAAAAUAAUGAGAGUGGCCAAAACUGCUUCGGGAGAGAAUAAAAAGUCAACAUGGAAAGGACUCAGAACUGUUAUUCUACAUGGUUUUCAGCUCCUGCUCUGUCUCAUCCAGCUGUGGUGUCCCUUUAUAGAAGUUGCAGUUCUUCAAAUUAAUUUCAUGCUCUUUAUUAAUGUGAGAUACUUUAAUUAUAUAAUGUUCUUUCUUGCCCCAAGAUGU
Molecule: messenger RNA, 998 nt
Organism: Oryzias melastigma (Indian medaka)
Lineage: Eukaryota; Metazoa; Chordata; Actinopteri; Beloniformes; Adrianichthyidae
Product: odorant receptor 131-2-like
Exons: 1
Biological process (GO): G protein-coupled receptor signaling pathway
Cellular component (GO): membrane
Molecular function (GO): G protein-coupled receptor activity
Source: RefSeq, a predicted model, not a curated record